AUGUCUCCAAACUCGUUGGCCGUUCGCGUUCUACACUGGAUCACACCCAUCGCGAUCGGCACGACCUUCAGUGUCGCACGGCUCGUUGCAUUCUGCGCACUUCAGAAACCAUCCAGGUGCUCUCGUAGCUUGGCCAAAACUAGACAGAUUGUGACCGCGAUCCUGUCCGCAGCUGUUCUGCUGCUUUUCUUUCAAGGGCUCGAGCAGCGAAAUAUAUCGCAGGAUUUCCAAGUUUAUAUUGGUGGAUCCAUAUUCAUCUGGGGCACUGUGACCGUAAACCUGUUGGGCAAGUCCAGACGGGUUUGGUAUCCCUACGCUGCAAUAUGGAUUCUAGGUGCUUUGCUUGAGACCUGCGUUCUCCUAUUCAAUGAUUCGCUUAAAUCUGGCGAGCUCUAUUCAAGUCUUGAUCCUGCUCUGCAGAUUAGUCGCAUCGUCUGCUUGUUGAUUCUUGCUGGAAGUGGGUUCUGCUUCUCCAUAACCUGCAGGUUGUUUCGGCAAAGCGUCGAUGAAGAGAACCAGCCUCUGCUCAGUGCCCACGGUAGAGCAGAUGCGGACUACGCUUCAGUUGCAUCAGAUGACGACCAGGACCGCUUGAUUAUGGAUGAUGAAGAUGAUGGACCGAAUAGGACAAAAGAGUUGAAGGAGAAGCAAAGGAAGCGUUUGCAGGAAUGUGGAAGUUGGAUGGCAUAUCUGAGGGACUUCAAGCUGCUCGCAAAGCUUGCCUGGCCCUCUGGAAACCGAUCAGCCAAGAUCUGUCUGGCUAUUCUGAUUGUCGUGAUCCUUGCCGAUAGAGCUCUGAACCUUUUGGUUCCAAGACAACUCGGAAUCAUCACCGACAAGCUCUCUGCUGUGCACGAAACCGGCGAGAUACCUAUCCGAGAAAUCGGACUCUGGAUGUUAUAUGUAUGGCUCAGCUCUUACGCCGGGCUCCAUGCGAUCACUCAGUUUUGCCAACUUCCCAUCGAGCAGCACGCCUACCGAAAGAUCGGCACAACUGCAUUUGGUCACAUUAUGAAUCUGUCGAUGGACUUCCACAGCAACAAGCAUUCAGGAGAGUUGAUGGCGGCCAUUGGUCAAGGUCAGCAUCUGUAUCGGCUGUGUGAUUUCAUCUUUCUCGACGUAGGCCCGAUGAUAUUCGACCUGAUAAUCGCACUGAUCUACGUCACACUUCUCUUCGAUGCAAGCAUAACCUUGAUCAUGAUCUUGGUCGGAGUUGGGUAUACCUGUAUCGGAACCAAAUCUACUUCGUGGGCCAUGCAACGACGCAGACGUUACAAUCAGGCUCAACGGAAUGAAUCCAAGGUGCAGAACGAAAGCAUUGGAAAUUGGCAGACGGUCGCACACUUUAACAUGGCCGAAUACGAGUGUGACCAGUAUUCCAAGGCUGUCGAAGAGCAUAAUAUUGCAAGAGGUCGCUACUACAUGGUUCACUAUGCAGGAUAUGCCGCGCAAAAUCUGAUCCUAUUACUUGGUCAGCUCUCCGCUGCUCUACUCGCAGCGUACCGUGUCUCUCGCGGUGAUGCGCCAGUCGGCAACUUCAUCACUUUGGUGACAUACUGGCACACGAUCGAGGCUCCCCUGACAAGUGUCUCGUUCUCGGUUAGACAAUUGUCGCAGAUGCUCAUUGACUCGGAACGACUAUUGGAACUUUUGCGCACCCAGCCAAGUGUCGCCGAUCGUUCCGGAGCAAAACCUCUUCUCCUCACCCAAGGCAGGAUCGAAUUCGACAAUGUCAGGUUCUCGUAUGAUGUGCGCAAAGCUUCACUCGAGGACGUCUCUUUUGUUGCUGAAGCAGGCAAGACCAUUGCACUUGUUGGAGAGACUGGUGGUGGCAAGUCGACGAUCCUCAAGCUCCUUUUCAGAUACUACGAUGUGUCGAGUGGUGGCAUCAAAAUCGAUGGCCAAGACGUUCGAAAUGUCACGUUAAGCAGUCUUCGUGCAGCCUUUGGCAUGGUUCCUCAAGAUCCAUCUUUGUUCAACACUAGCAUCAUGGAAAAUGUUCGCUACGCUAGAAUGGAAGCAACAGACGAGGAGGUGAAAGAGGCUUGUCGCGCAGCAGCAGUUCACGACCGCGUCGUGUCUUUCCCCGAUGGCUAUCAAUCCACAGUGGGUGAACGUGGCGUCAAGCUCAGUGGUGGUGAACUUCAACGCAUUGCCAUCGCCCGAGCAAUUCUACGUGACCCGCGUAUCGUGCUGUUGGAUGAAGCUACAAGCAUGAUCGAUGCCGAGACGGAAGCCGCAAUUCAGAAGGCUUUCAAACGACUAACAAAGGGAAGAACGACAUUCGUCGUGGCUCACCGGCUAUCCACGAUUCAGGAUGCAGACCUUAUUCUUGUUGUACAGAAUGGGCAGAUCGUGGAAAGAGGCACCCAUGAGCAGCUCUACGCUCUAAACGGUAAGUACACUCGACUCUGGUCAAAACAGCUUUCGAAACAGUCAACGCAGACAUGA
This is a messenger RNA of Aureobasidium pullulans EXF-150, 2451 nucleotides long. RefSeq lists its product as uncharacterized. The record is from RefSeq and is a predicted model, not a curated record. The coding region runs from base 1 to 2451 and encodes 816 amino acids. The transcript is spliced from 4 exons. Gene Ontology annotation, biological process: transmembrane transport. Lineage: Eukaryota; Fungi; Ascomycota; Dothideomycetes; Dothideales; Saccotheciaceae. Gene Ontology annotation, molecular function: ATP hydrolysis activity; ABC-type transporter activity; ATP binding. Gene Ontology annotation, cellular component: membrane.